AUGAUUCAUAAACUCGGAUCGUCUUUUUUGAAGGGGCCAUUUCGGAUAAUGAGACCUCUUUUGCUUUCAAGGGGGGUUGCUCAAAUUACUUCAAUACAUGCUAUUCCAUCAAUGAAAACUAAAGUUUCAAGCGUUAAUCAUUCACUCCAAGAAUCGGACUUGAGAAAAAAAUUAUUAAGCAGACCAGGUAUACUAGGAACAAAGAAGGGAAUGAUUACAUGGUAUAUGGAAGAUGGCCGCCAAUAUGCCGCCACUGUCAUAGAAAUUAAUUCUUGCGAAGUUGUGAAGCAUAAAACAAAAGAGAUUGAUGGCUAUAACUCAGUCUUACUAGGUCAAAUUGACAAACUUAAGAAUAUAAGUCCUAAUGAUUUGAAAAAGUUUCGGGAUGCUGGAAUUUCACCAAAGGCCCAUGUUGCAGAGUUUAGAGUUAGAGAUGAGUCAGGUUUAAUUCCAGUGGGAACAGAAUUACGGGCCGAUUACUUCGCCGUCGGUCAAUUGGUGGAUGUAAAUGGAGUAACUAAAGGUAAAGGUUUUGCAGGUGUCAUGAAGAGACAUGGCUUCAAAGGUUUAUCAGCUUCUCAUGGUGUUUCAAAAGCUCAUAGAUCAGCUGGUUCCACGGGUGCUUCACAAGAUCCUGGUAGAGUGUUGCCUGGCAAGAAAAUGGCUGGUAGAAUGGGAGGAAGAAAUUGUACAGUGACAAAUGAAGUUCUCCACGCAGAUGGAAAUGCAGGGAUAUUGGUACUCAAGGGACAAAUACCAGGACCCAAUGAAAGUUACGUAAAAAUCGGAGACUGCAAAAAGCUUUACGGCAAAUCAUUAAUCCGUAUGAAACGUGCUUAA
Priceomyces carsonii is the source of this 840-nucleotide messenger RNA. Its product is annotated as mitochondrial 54S ribosomal protein uL3m. Gene Ontology annotation, biological process: translation. Gene Ontology annotation, cellular component: ribosome; mitochondrial large ribosomal subunit. The coding region runs from base 1 to 840 and encodes 279 amino acids. The transcript has a single exon. Lineage: Eukaryota; Fungi; Ascomycota; Pichiomycetes; Serinales; Debaryomycetaceae. Gene Ontology annotation, molecular function: structural constituent of ribosome. The record is from RefSeq and is a predicted model, not a curated record.